UCAAUUUCAGUGUUGGACAUUAUAUUUUGUAAGAAGACGCUUUUAUUGUGAAAAACCUUCAUGCGGAAGUGGUGGUUUUCUUCUGACAAGAAGAAAAAACAGAGCUCACGUCUUUUCAAUUUCGCUCGCAACACAAGGAUGGCAUCAAGCAGUACGAGCAGCGAGGAGGAACGGAGCCUCCAAGAGUGUGAGCAGUACGUCCAGAAACACAACAUCCAGCAACUGCUCAAGGAAUGCAUCAUCCAGCUGUGCACGGCCCGGCCCGACCGGCCCAUGAACUUUCUCAGGGACCACUUCGAAAGACUGCAGAAGGAGGAGGCCCAGCAGAUCGCCGCGCAGCAGAGGUCCGGCUCCAGGUCGGACUCCCGGGAGGAGGAAGUCUCUCCGCCCAUGAACCCCGUGGUGAGGGGUCGCACCCGGAGAGGAGCCAUCAGUGCUGAGGUGUACACCGAGGAAGACGCUGCGUCCUAUGUCAGAAAGGUCAUCCCAAAAGACUACAAGACCAUGGCCGCCCUGGCCAAAGCCAUGGAGAAGAACGUGCUGUUUGCCCACCUCGACGACAAUGAGCGGAGUGACAUUUUCGACGCAAUGUUUUCCGUCAACUACAUCGCCGGGGAAACGGUCAUCCAACAGGGUGACGAGGGAGACAACUUCUAUGUCAUUGACGUGGGAGAGAUGGAUGUAUACGUGAACAAUGAACUGGUGACCAGCAUUGGUGAGGGGGGGAGCUUUGGGGAGCUGGCUCUGAUCUACGGGACCCCUCGAGCAGCUACGGUCCGUGCCAAGUCCAAUGUCAAGCUGUGGGGCAUCGACAGAGACAGCUACAGGAGAAUACUGAUGGGAAGCACUUUGAGAAAGCGGAAGAUGUAUGAGGAGUUCCUCAGCAAGGUGUCCAUUUUAGAGUCUCUGGAUAAGUGGGAGCGUCUGACGGUGGCGGACGCCUUGGAGAUCGUCCCGUUUGUCGACCGCCAGAAGAUUGUGGUGCAGGGGGAGCCUGGGGAUGAGUUCUUCAUCAUCCUGGAGGGGACAGCAGCGGUGCUCCAGAGGCGCUCGGAGGACGAGGAGUUUGUGGAGGUCGGCAGACUCGGGCCCUCGGAUUACUUUGGUGAGAUCGCCCUGCUGAUGAACCGGCCCCGGGCUGCCACCGUGGUGGCAUGCGGCCCCCUCAAGUGUGUCAAGCUGGACCGGCCCCGGUUCGAGCGGGUCCUGGGUCCCUGCUCGGACAUCCUGAAGAGAAACAUUGAGCAGUACAACAGCUUCGUCUCCCUGUCGGUCUGAGCCGCCUCUCGCUGCGUAGGGGGGUCCGCGCGCUCACAUCGGCUUCACUCUCCUGCUGCUGUUACCACACGACCCCGCGCGGGGGCUUCAGUGCGCCUGCUACUCGCCUCUUACUGCUUCUAUUGUUUCUGUAGGUCCUCAGGAGACGGGAUGUGAUGAGGGAUUCAUCAGUACCUUAUUAAAAUGGGAAUAUUUAUACAAAUUACAGAUGAGAGUCACACAGUCAAACGCAGGGUCCGAAGGUGAGCAGUGUGUUCCACAGGUGUGUGUCACCAAUGUCACAUGAUGGAUGCACAGUCGGUACCUCAGUUUGCAACAACGGUCACAUUUUAAAUGUGCACACAGUCGUACUUCUGACAGGAAGAGAUUCUUUUUAAAAGCACAAUUCAUUUGCUGUUAUAAUUUCUCCUCCACUGCUUAUUUUAAAUAGCACUUUCAUCAUCUCCACUUCAUCUCUUCUUGCAUCUAAAUCCACAUUGUUGCUCCUUCGCCAUGAUUUCAUGUUUGCGUGCGUUUUACAUUGAAUCAGUAAUUUAACAUUCUCUGUUUUUGCUCUUUAACUGUUACUAUAUUUCAGUGUGAAGUUACACAUUUCCUAAUGUCAAGGGACCCCUUUACACCUCUGCUACAGAUCUACGUAUUUUGAGUAAAUUACUAUAUAUUUUUGCAGAUUUUGUGAUGUACAAAACAAUUUAAAUCGCAGUAAAGACCGUUUGCUUUAAAGCUCACUGAUCCCAACACGGUUCCUCUUAGAAGGUCCGACUUUCGGACACACGGCAUCACAACCACCAAAGUCUCAGUCCUUUAUUCUCGGACUGUGCAUUAGAAUCGCACUGCUUGAAUCAGUGUGUUGAGGAUAUACUAUUGAACUAAAUUAAACUAUGAAAAUAUCAAAAGUAUAUAGCCAAUCAGCGCCAGGGAAUAACUGCCCCCGUUUUAAAGUGAUUUGCUGCUAUCUAGUUUAGUCAACAGUUUGUCCGGCGCACGCCGACCUUGCAGAGGGUCCGUUGUGUCAUUGACCAACGUGUCAGCAGCCGUCUACACCAAAUGAGUGAGUCCAGCUCCCAUGAUGCAACGCUGUGUGCCUGGUAAACAAUCUGCUCAAUAUGAACAUGUUCUCCAAAACGGCCGGCGCUUUCCUUCAGGCCCGUGCUGCAGCUUAGUGGACGAGUCAACUGUGUGUACUUCACAAACUACGACACACACACACACACACUUUGAGACCUAAAAGUAUGGAUGUCGAAUACGGAACCCAACCAACGAGUCAGCAUCCGGUUCCUCUCUGAAGAACAUCGCUGGGUCCGUCCUGUAGGACCGCCGCAAUCCGUUCACGCCUCGGCAUUCAUGUGGCGCUCGUCUCUACGCUCAGUGUUAAAUGUCCUCUGUGUAUCAGCGGCGUGGCGCCUGUUGGUCCCCGGGGGGGGGGGGGGGUAAAUGUAUAUUUCUGCUCUGCUGAUGAAAUAUGGACAGACUAUUUUUCUCAGCCACUUGUUGUAAACGUCUGUGCUUGCUGAGCAGACUGAUAUAAAUAAAGUAAUCCUGUUCUGAUUUCAUUUGAUUAAAGCGCAGUGAUUUAGUUAUGAA
Molecule: messenger RNA, 2862 nt
Organism: Gasterosteus aculeatus aculeatus (three-spined stickleback)
Lineage: Eukaryota; Metazoa; Chordata; Actinopteri; Perciformes; Gasterosteidae
Gene: prkar1aa
Product: protein kinase, cAMP-dependent, regulatory, type I, alpha (tissue specific extinguisher 1) a
Biological process (GO): negative regulation of cAMP-dependent protein kinase activity
Cellular component (GO): cytosol; cAMP-dependent protein kinase complex
Molecular function (GO): protein kinase A catalytic subunit binding; cAMP-dependent protein kinase inhibitor activity; cAMP binding
Source: RefSeq, a predicted model, not a curated record